UUGGCCCUGCCCGGGACCCGUAGCGGCCUCGCGUCAUCCUCGGUGUCUCGCGCGGCGGAUCCUGUCAGCGGGGCGGGCCGGGCCUGCCGCCAGCGAAAAAUGCUGAGAAGUCUGAAAGGACUUGUCUACCAUCCUCUAAAGUUGGACCAUGGAUAUGCCCUCCACACGGCAGCCAAGUAUUGCUUAAGUUCUGUUGUCAGCCAGGAUGUCCAAACACUGGCAGAAAGAUCAAGAGCACUUUUCUGUACCAGUGAGAAUGACCCGGCCAACCAUACAGAACACCACGAGGGUCGCCAUUACAGCAUUCCACUCGAGGAGGUGAAAGCUGUGUUUCCACAUGGACUGCCCUAUCGGUUCCAGCAGCAGAUUAAGACCUUCAAUGAAGCCUGCCUGAUGGUGAGAAAACCAGCUCUAGAACUUUUCACUUACCUGAAAAGCUCCAAUUUUGCACACCCAGCUGUCAGAUAUGUGAUCUAUGGUGAAAGAGGAACAGGGAAAACUAUGACUCUGUGUCACGUAGUUCACUACUGUGUAAGGCAAGGCUGGCUGGUGCUGCACAUCCCAGACGCUCACCUCUGGGUGAAAAACUGCAGGGAGCUUAUACAGUCUUCCUACAACAAAGAACGGCUUGAUCAGCCUUUGCAAGCAUCAGUCUGGCUUAAGAACUUCAAAGCCUCAAAUGAACGCUUCCUAAAAGAGAUAAAAACACAAAAAAAAUAUGUGUGGGGCAAGCAAGAAAGCACUGAGGAGGGCAGACCGCUGGGUGAAGUGGUGGAGCAGGGUUUAGCUCGCGUGAGAAAUGCCAGCGAUGCUGUAGGGGUUGUGCUGAAAGAGAUAAAGCAGCAAUGUCAUCUGGGCUCAUUCCGACUUCUUGUGGCAGUGGACGGCGUCAAUGCGCUCUGGGGAAGGACUACAUUAAAGAAGGAAGACAAAAGCCCUGUUUCUCCAGAGGAGCUGACACUUGUGUACAAUCUAAGGAAGAUGAUGAUGAAUAAUUGGAGUGGAGGUGCUAUUGUGACAACCCUCAGCCAGACCGGCUCUCUCUUCAAACCCAGUUCUGCCUAUCUGCCCCAGGAGCUGCUGGGCAAGGAGGGCUUCGACGCCCUGGACCCCUUUGUCCCCAUCACGGUCCCCAACUACAACCCGAAGGAGUUCGAGAGCUGCUACCGCUACUACCUGGACCGGCAGUGGCUGCAGCACGAGCAAGCGCGCACCGAGGCCGGCAAGGAGGAGCUGCGGUUCCUGAGCGGCUCCAACCCGCGGCAGCUGGAGCGGCUGGCGGGGCCCCUUUAGCGCAAUAAAUGGCGGGAGCGGCGG
Tyto alba (common barn owl) is the source of this 1317-nucleotide messenger RNA. RefSeq names its product death associated protein 3 (gene DAP3). Gene Ontology annotation, cellular component: mitochondrial ribosome; mitochondrial small ribosomal subunit. Bases 100 to 1293 code for a protein of 397 amino acids. The record is from RefSeq and is a predicted model, not a curated record. The transcript is spliced from 13 exons. Lineage: Eukaryota; Metazoa; Chordata; Aves; Strigiformes; Tytonidae. Gene Ontology annotation, molecular function: structural constituent of ribosome. Gene Ontology annotation, biological process: apoptotic process.